Molecule: messenger RNA, 1935 nt
Organism: Strongyloides ratti
Lineage: Eukaryota; Metazoa; Nematoda; Chromadorea; Rhabditida; Strongyloididae
Product: Succinate dehydrogenase [ubiquinone] flavoprotein subunit, mitochondrial
Exons: 2
Coding region: 1-1935 (644 amino acids)
Biological process (GO): mitochondrial electron transport, succinate to ubiquinone; tricarboxylic acid cycle
Molecular function (GO): succinate dehydrogenase (quinone) activity; electron transfer activity; flavin adenine dinucleotide binding
Source: RefSeq, a predicted model, not a curated record
AUGCUUAAAGUCGGGACUUGUGGAUUUAAAUCCAUUUCACAAAGAGCUUUAUCUUUGUCUGCUGCUAGUGCUUGCGCUAAGAAAGGAAAUAUUUCCGAUUAUAAAGUUAUUGACCACACAUUUGAUGCCGUUGUUGUUGGUGCUGGAGGUGCUGGACUUAGGGCUGCUAUGGGCCUUGCUGAAGGUGGCAUGAAAACUGCAGUCAUUACAAAAUUAUUCCCUACUCGUUCUCAUACUGUUGCUGCACAAGGUGGAAUUAAUGCUGCUCUUGGAAAUAUGAAUAAAGAUGAUUGGAGAUGGCAUUUUUAUGAUACCGUAAAAGGAUCUGAUUGGUUAGGUGAUCAAGAUGCUAUUCAUUAUAUGACAAGAGAAGCUCCAAGAGCUGUUAUUGAACUUGAAAAUUAUGGUAUGCCUUUUUCAAGAACUGAAGAUGGUAAAAUUUAUCAAAGAGCAUUUGGUGGACAAUCAAAUGAUUUUGGAAGAGGUGGUCAAGCUCAUAGAACAUGUUGCGUUGCCGACAGAACUGGACAUUCACUUUUACAUACACUUUAUGGAGCUUCACUUCAAUAUGAUUGUAAAUAUUUUAUUGAAUACUUUGCCCUUGACUUAAUUAUGGAUAAAGGAGAAUGUGUUGGUGUUAUUGCAAUGGAUUUAGAAGAUGGAAGUAUUCAUAGAUUUAAUGCUAAAAAUACAGUUCUUGCUACAGGAGGUUAUGGUCGUGCUUAUUUCAGUUGUACAUCAGCUCAUACAUGUACUGGAGAUGGUACUGCUAUGGUUGCUAGAGCUGGUUUAGCUAACUCUGAUAUGGAAUUUGUUCAAUUCCACCCAACUGGAAUUUAUGGAGCUGGUUGUUUAAUGACAGAAGGAUGUCGUGGUGAAGGUGGUUUCUUAGUUAACUCUGAAGGUGAACGUUUUAUGGAAAGAUAUGCUCCAGUAGCUAAGGAUUUAGCUUCUCGUGACGUUGUAUCUAGAUCUAUGACAAUUGAAAUUAUGGAAGGAAGAGGUGUUGGACCAGAAAAAGAUCAUAUUUAUCUUCAAUUACAUCAUCUUCCUGCUGAACAUUUGGCUCAACGUCUUCCAGGUAUUUCUGAGACAGCUAAAAUUUUUGCUGGAGUUGAUGUUACCAAAGAACCAAUACCUGUUCUUCCAACUGUUCAUUAUAAUAUGGGUGGUACACCAACAAAUUACAAAGGACAAGUUAUAACAUACACAGAAGAAGGUGGAGACAAAAUUGUUCCUGGAUUAUAUGCAGCUGGUGAAUGUGCAGCACACUCUGUACAUGGAGCUAAUCGUCUUGGUGCUAAUUCUCUUCUUGAUUUAGUUAUCUUUGGACGUGCAUGUGCUUUAGAUAUUCUUUCCAAAAAUAAACCCGGUGAUUCAAUUAAACCAUUACCAAAAAAUGCUGGUGAAGAGACAAUUCAAAGAGUAGAUUCUGCACGUCAUGCAAAUGGUGAUAUUUCUACAGCUGAACUUAGAUUAAAUAUGCAAAAGACAAUGCAAGGUCAUGCUGCUGUCUUUAGAAGAGGUGAUAUUCUUAAGAAGGGUUGUGAUAAAAUUGCUGAAUUAUAUAAACAACAAAAAAAUAUUAAAGUUACUGAUAGAGGUCUUAUUUGGAACAGUGAUCUUAUUGAGACAUUGGAACUUCAAAAUCUUCUUAUUAAUGCUCAACAAACAAUUGUUGCUGCAGAAAAUAGAAAAGAAUCAAGAGGAGCUCAUGCCCGUGAUGACUAUCCAACUCGUCUUGACGAAAUGGACUACUCAAAAGAUACAUCAAAUCAAACUCCAAAACCAAUUACUGAGCAUUGGCGUAAGCACUCAAUUAUCACUCAAAAUACAGAAACCGGUGAUGUAAAACUUGCAUACAGACCGGUAAUUGAUAUCACACUUGACAAAAGUGAAACAGAUUGGGUUCCACCAAAAGUCAGAUCAUAUUAG